AUGGCACAACGGAAAAAUUCUUGGGCAUUAUUGCGUAGACUAGCAACAUGCUUCCAAAUGCCUUGGCUUUGUGCGGGUGAUUUUAAUGAAAUUUUGUUUUGUCGCGAGAAGUGUGGCGUCGUGGGGCGUAGUCCAUCCCAAAUGGAACAUUUUCGGAAUGUUAUCGCAGAUGCACACCUGGCUGAUCUGGGUUUUGUUGGGCCAAUUUUCACUUGGUCCAAUAAUCGCGGUGGCAACGUUUUGGUUCGGGAGCGAUUGGACCGUGGGUUUGCUAAUGAUGCUUGGCAACUCUUGUUUCCACAUGCAAAGGUUUAUCCUAUGGUGUGCACAUCCUCCGAUCACCUACCUAUUUGUGUUGACAUUUGUGGGGCUAAAGAACAACGUCAAUCUCCUGCUAGUGGUCAUCGCAUGUAUCGGUUCGAAGCUAUGUGGCUAUGGCAUGCAAGUUGUGAGCAAGUAGUUGCCGAUAAUUGGCUGCCUUCUUCUAAUGCAGGUGUUCGAAGUUUGGUCUCUACUAUUGCACAUGUAAGUUCUUCGUUGCGAUGGUGGGAUCGUAAUGUUUUUGGAUGUGUUAGCCGACAGUUGAAGGAGAAAACCGAUCAAUUACAGCGGUUGCUUACGCUAAGUUCCAAUUUUCCAGACGAUGUUGCAGAAAUGUGUAAGCUACGUUGUGAUAUUGAUGAGCUUUUAGAACGGGAAUCUAUUUUUUGGGGUCAACGUGCUCGGGCUAAUUGGCUAAAGGAUGGGGACCGUAAUACUUCGUUUUUUCAUUCCAAGGCCACCCAACGUCAUAAGAAGAAGAAAAUUGCUGGUAUUGUUGAUCCUAAUGGAAUUUGGCAGGAGAAUCAAAGAGUGGUGGAGGACAAUUUUGUGAAUUAUUUUCAGGAAUUAUUUUCGGCGGGUGAGGGACUGAACAUGGGCCCAGUAUUGCAGUUGAUUCAGGCGAGAGUUUCCGAUCACAGUGCAUCUCAAUUGAGUAGACCAUUUUCUGAAGUUGAGAAUUCCCGGCCAAUUAGCUUGUGUAAUGUUGUCUAUAAAAUAAUUGCAAAAAUGUUGGCCAAUCGUCUUAAAGAGGUGCUGCCUUCUGUAAUUUCCGACACUCAAAGUGCGUUUGUUCCGGGCCGUCUCAUUACUGAUAAUGCGUUGGUGGCAUUUGAAGUGUUCCAUUUUCUCAAGAAUAAGAGGGCCGAAAAGGAUGGUUGCCUGGCGUUGAAACUUGACAUGAGUAAAGCCUAUGACAGAGUGGAAUGGCCAUUUAUUAAUCAAAUGAUGCUCCUGUUAGGAUUUCCGCAACGGUUUGUGCAACUACUUAUGAAUUGUGUGUCCACUGUUUCUUUUUCUGUGCUUGUUAAUGGGAAGCCUUCCAGAAUGUUUUACCCAGCAAGGGGCCUCCGCCAAGGGGAUCCGUUUUCGCCUUAUUUGUUUACUAUUUGUGCGGAAGGAAUGUCGGCGCUCCUCGCCCAUGCUAUGGCAGCUAACCGGUUGUCCGGAAUUUCAAUUUGCCGGGGUAGUCCAUGCUUGUCGCAUUUAUUUUUUGCCGAUGAUAGUCUUCUAUUUGCGGCUGCUAAGGAAGAUGAGGCGGGUGUUUUGCGAGAUAUUCUCCAAAAGUAUGAGCAAGCAUCAGGGCAGAAAAUUAAUUUCCAAAAAUCGGCUGUUUGUUUUAGUAAAAAUACGGACUUGGUUACUCAGCGAGUGGUGACAUCUAUUCUUGGGGUGGGCUCAUUGGCGCCGUACGGGAAGUAUUUGGGGUUACCAUAUUGUGUGGGGCAUUCUAAGUGCGCCGUUUUGGGGUUUGUUAAGGAGCACGUAUGGACUCGAGUAAAUGGUUGGAAGGAAAAUUUUUUAUCGAUGGCGGGUAGAGAGGUACUCAUUAAGUCUGUUGCUCAAGCCAUACCCACUUCUAUUAUGUCCUGUUUUCGCCUCCCUGAUGGAGUGUGCCAUGAAAUUGAGUCUAUGGUGUGCAAUUUUUGA
Camellia sinensis is the source of this 1971-nucleotide messenger RNA. Lineage: Eukaryota; Viridiplantae; Streptophyta; Magnoliopsida; Ericales; Theaceae. The record is from RefSeq and is a predicted model, not a curated record.